GAAAAAAGAAAAGAAAAAAAGGAAAGGGAAAGCGAAGGAACGGAAAUCAGUUAGCGUAACCACUGAGUAGGAAGUAAGAGAGACAGGCACUUUGUUUGUACCACCGAUUAUUAUUUCAAUAAUAAUCCUGCUCUCCCAACUCCCACCACUCUGCCUCUAUCCCUUUUUCUUCUUUUAUUAUUUCUUCUCCCUUCAUUUUUUGUUCUAUCUGUCCGUUUCCUUCCUUUGUUUCUCUAUUUCUAUCUAUCUUUGUUUUGUUUUUUUUUUUUUUUUUUUUGAGGCCAAUAGUUUCAGAUCCUAAAUGAUCGCUUCGUCUCUUUGAUACCUUCUCCAGAAACGUUACAUUUUGAGCUUGGUUUGGAAUUGCGCGAUCUGGGCUGUUACUUUUGUUGGAACUGACUCAAUAGAGCUUUCACAUCGCAGGCAAAUUCUCAGUUGUCGAUUCUCUUCAAAGAGCUAUAUAAAUUACAACAGUUUAGGUUUUAUAUAGGAAAAUGUUAGGAGGCAACAAUGGCAAUGCUGUGCUUCCAAUUUUCCUGGAUGAGAAUCAUCUUCAGUAUCAGACAAAUGCAUCAAAUCAACUGCAGUUAUUUGGAAGCUUGCCAGCUGGGUGUACUAUUGAUCCUGUGAAUUAUUUUGGAAAUGAGCAUCCUGCUCCCAUGAUUCGACCCAAUAAAAGAGGCAGGGAAACAGAAGAUAUUCAAAGGCAGCAAAAGUUACAAAUUUCCUUGAAUUGUAACAUUUGUAAAGAGGAAGCUGACCGUUCUGCUAGCAUUCCAAAUCCUAAUGCUGUGUCAACUGGCUUACGGCUAUCGUAUGAUGAUGAUGAGCGGAACUCAUCUGUGACUUCUGCUAGUGGAAGCAUGACACAAGGACCAUCAAUGAUCUUGUCACUCAGUGACAGUGUUAGAAGCGAACUUGAUCGUCAGAAAGAGGAAUUUGAUCAAUUCAUCAAAAUUCAGGAAGAGCACUUGACAAAGGGAAUAAGAGACAUGAAUCAGAGACACACGGCUUCUUUUCUUGCUGCUAUUGAGAAAGGCAUCAGCAAGAAGCUUAGGGAGAAGGACAUAGAACUAGAGAUAAUGAAUCGCAAGAAUAGGGAACUGGUUGAGAGAAUAAAGCAGGUGACUAUGGAAGCCCAUAAUUGGCAUUAUAGAGCAAAAUACAAUGAGUCGGUUGUUAAUGUCUUGAAGAGCAACCUUCAGCAAGUAAUCUCACAAGGUGCUGAGCAGGUGAAGGAAGGUUUUGGAGACAGUGAAGUUGAUGAUGCUGCCUCUUAUAUUGAUCCGAACAACUUUCUCAGCAUUACUGUUGCUGCUGCAAAAUCUGUUUCCAGGAAUCAUGGCAUGAAGGAACACAUGAUUUGCAGAGCAUGCAAGGCAAAGGAGGUGUCCAUUUUGUUGAUGCCGUGUAGGCACCUUUGCUUGUGUAAAGACUGUGAUGUACUAAUCAGUGUUUGUCCUGUAUGCCAGGUAAUGAAAACGGCUGGUGUCCAAGUGUACUUAUCUUAAACCGUGAAACAAAUUACACAGAAGAUGAAAAAUUUAUAUCCUUUCUUCCGUAUGACGCGCCAGCAUUUUCUUUCCCCCGACAGACAAUGUAUGAUGAAAAGUAAAGGAUUUCUUGGAAUGGAUUUCCCUAACGUGAGCAAAACAUCCUUGUUCCUCUUAUGUCAUUUUGCAUGUGAUGCGCACGAUGCUAGGUGUUCCCCAUGUCUUAAGGUUUGUCUGUUAAAGUGUUGGUAAUUGCUAAGAAAAAGUGUUUUUAAAUUGGAUCAUUAAAUCGUUAAACUUAAGCUUAGGGACAAGGGUUCCGAGUCUCCCAAGGGAAGGUGAAGACACGUUCAAGGAUGAUGGCUAAUUGGUGGUGGGUGUGGGCCGUGUAUUUCAAUAUUCUAAUUUCCUCCUACUUUUCUCUUUGGCGGUUGGCCAUUUUCCUCCCUUUUGAAUCAGUCUUUUUUGAUUCUCGCACGUAGACUCAGCAGACGGUGCAAUAGUAAGUUACUAACCAUUAUGCCUUGGCUGCGAAAUUAGAGCGCAACAGUGAGUCAGGAUUGUCGUUGGCCAAGCCUGCAGCUUUGCUCUUGAUGUUCUGACAUGUACGCAAAGAGAAAGAGGUGAAAAGAAAAACAGGUAAAAAUUAAAAAGAGAGAGAGAGCGCU
Molecule: messenger RNA, 2161 nt
Organism: Durio zibethinus
Lineage: Eukaryota; Viridiplantae; Streptophyta; Magnoliopsida; Malvales; Malvaceae
Product: BOI-related E3 ubiquitin-protein ligase 1-like
Molecular function (GO): ubiquitin-protein transferase activity
Source: RefSeq, a predicted model, not a curated record